CUUGGAACUGACAAGUCUCCCACAUGAAAGUCGAACAUUGUCCCUCACCCACAUCAGGUCUUUCAUACCAAUCAAGGCUCACAAAGACAUAUAUGAGAAGGCAGAGUCUCACAGGUCUGAUGUGGCUGUUGAUGGCAAAGAUGAGACAGUGGGGGAAAUUGCUUUAAAAAUGCUGGGCGAGAUUGCUUUACAAUUGGAGAGGAGGAUCAUGUCUUUCGUCUUCCAGGGUCACAGGAGGCUUUAUAGUUUCACAGUGCAGAAUAUUCCUGCCAAGAUCAGAGAGGUUAGCAAAAAUCAGAUGACAGGGAAGGUGGAUGAAGGCUAUCGGCUGUACCUCACUCAGAGGUAUAAUGACCUCAUGAAGCAGUUGAAUCAGCUUGGAUACAAAAAGACACUUCACCCUUCAUUCUCUGAAUUUAUCGUCAACAAAUAUGGGAUCCUGAAGAAGAGGUCUGGUGAAUACGGCCCUCAUCCUUUGUACUACAACAACCCAGAGACUCUGAAGAAGCUCAUAAUCUCCACUGCUCCAAUAAAUCUUCAGGAGAACCUGCUGCUGCUGCUCAAAUGCCUCUGCAACAUGGCCGAUAAGGACAGAAGGCCUCUUAUUCUUUGGAAGAUAUGAGAGGAUUCAAAUUUAUAAGCUUGCACAAUCCACAAAUCUUAUUGUGGUGGUGUAUACUGAUCGUGGUGGCAGCUGAUCAUGGACUAUUUUUUUCAACAAGAUGACUUGAUAUUGUAUUUGUGAAUAUGGGCUAUACAAAUAAACUUUGAUUGAUUGA
Messenger RNA from Platichthys flesus (European flounder), 779 nucleotides. Its product is annotated as speriolin-like protein. The transcript is spliced from 3 exons. The record is from RefSeq and is a predicted model, not a curated record. NCBI's taxonomy places the organism in Eukaryota, Metazoa, Chordata, Actinopteri, Pleuronectiformes, Pleuronectidae. The coding region runs from base 170 to 622 and encodes 150 amino acids.